AUAAUACACAACCUGUCAAUCAAUAUACUGUAGAAAAUGAAAUAUUGCAUUUUAUUAUUCAUUUCAUUUAAAAUACAAUAUUUAUCCAAGAGUAGCGGAUCUGUGAUUUCCUCACGUGGCGAGUGCAUCUAUCCUCGUAAGAGAGGACAAUUGACACGUGCGAGGGGUGCAUUUUAUGGGUCAAUAUAAUUCCGGCGAAGGUGUGCGAGCACGUCCGAACGAGUCCCGAAUAACCUCACUUCUCAGACGCGGUUGCAUGUAAAAUUAUUGGCCACUGACAGUGCAAAACAGCAGACAAUCAAUUGUAUUUAGCCGGCAUAAUUAAAAUUAGCCACAGCAGCAUUGCGCCAUGCGAAUAUUUGUAUUAAAAUAAAUCGACAAAACACAACAUAGCGUUUUGACGACAAUACUCUCGGCUUGCGACAUAACCUUCCCACGGACUGUACUUUUCCCGCUGCAAGUACAGUCUACGGACUAAAUAUUGACUAUCCAAUGUCCAGGUUGCGAUCAAUUGGCAAUUCUAAUGGCAAUUUUCGUAUGAAUUAAAAAAAAAGGCCAUUAAGAGUACAAUUUUGAACUGUACUCUCGAACGUAAAACGUAAAACAUCGAAUGCUUUACUCCAAAUAAUGAGUCUUUCAUUUGCAUCGAUUUCUAUGGACUGUACCGACGAUGACGCGGUACAGUCCGCAGGAUUCUAAUUGACAAUAAUAGGCUGCAAUUCUCACUCGAUUUUUGACUCGUAGAAUAAUUAACGAAUAAAAAUUCCCGUUACUCGACUCGACGACGCGUCUCUACACCGCUUUUUUCACGAGCCUCUCGACGUAGCAACGCCGUUGAACGUAAACAUUGCGAUCGAGAGACGCAUCGAGCGGGGACAAAAGAAUUUCGACAGACUGUACGCUGCGGCGGUGGCGGCGGCGGCAGUUGUAUUGACCGCAGUUGUAUUGUUCCUCGCGGCUCCUUGCUGUGGCGUGAAGUAACGUGUUUCGGCGGGGAAAAGAAUUGUGGACGUAGGUGUGGUGUGCACUGUGAAAUUGACGAAUCGCGUCCGGGAAAAUCUUGCGACCACCGCCAAUCCAUCAAUCGAGAAUCAGCCGAUGCUUUAACGGUCGCGGCAAACCGUCCCGGCUGCUCAACGACGCCGCGAUGUCGACAAUCCGAAAGCGACGACGCUCGUCGUCGAAUUGAUUUCAUAAUGAAAUUCUUAGAAUUUAAGAAACUCCGUGCGGAUGACCUCUCCAGGAUGCGAGCGCGUGAUCACACAGCUGGAUGCGAGCUUUGAGAGAAGUUCGAACUUUACGAAAGCGACGAUCGGUCGCUCUCUUGUCACGUGGUCCGCAUUUUUUCGUAUACGUCACAAGUCGCGUGCGAUUUAAAUUUCCGCGUCGUCGUCUUUAUCGCAAGGAUGGGUAAAACGAGAGGUGUGCAUGAGACAACUCCCGAAUUGAGGAAUCGGAUGGUGGGAAUGUACGAGGCCGGUCUUGGUCUGCGAGAAAUCGCGGCCGCGGUCAAUUGUUCGCAACGUACGGUAAAGAGAUGGUUAAAUAGAUUUGACAAGGAAGGUACGGUAGAAACACGGGAGCGUUGUGGUCGUAAAAGAGCCACCACAGUAGAACAAGAUGAAGCAAUUAUUCGUCUGGCUACGCAAACACCCAUCACUGCAGCAAAGGCUGUACUUCCAGCGUUAGGUUUGACCUGUUCAGUGGAUACAGUGAGAGAAAGGCUGCAUAAGGCUGGAAUUCAUAAUUGGAGUCCUUCGCGCAAAUAUAUGCAAAGGAUUCCAUUAGGUGAUGCGGAUGGCGACUCGAACAAGUCUGAGAAGAACAGUGCCACGCCUAAGAAGAGGAAUCCAGGGAGAAAAGCUAGAUCUCGAGAAGCAUAUGUCGAUGAUGGCACGCCACCCGAAAGUCAAAAGCAAAAUCAAAACCAAAACAUCGAGCAACAGCAACAGCAGCAGCAGGGGUUCGUGUUUCCACAACAAAAUCUUCCUCCACCACCUCCCGGUCCUCAAGCCACCGAGAUGCAGCCUUCCGCACAGCCUCUACCCACGAGCCAAACAGAAUUUAGUAACGCGUUAAGUCUGGCGCAACAGCCGCAGCCGAUCUAUCAACAUCCGGGAUUGGCCAUUGUGCAGAAUUGGCCAUUAGAUUUAGUGCAAGGCAGUCAUCAUUAUCCACAAGGGCAACCGCAUCCGAUAGCUCACGAGCAGCCACCGCCGCAGCAGCAGUUGCAAGAGCUGCACACGCAACAGGAGCAGCAACAUAUGCACGCCCAAUCGCGAUUACAAGAUCAAUCGCAUCAGCAGAAUACUCAGCCUCAUCAUCACAAUCUCGAUCAGCAGCAGCAGCAGCAGCAGCUGUCGAUGGAACAUCAGGUUCAACAGCAAUGCAUGCAGUCGAGUUUACCUAGUCCCGAACAAACGCAUGUAAAUAUAGGAUCGGAUAGUUCAAACUCUUGUAGUUCCAACGAGAAUAGUCAAUCGUCCUGCGAGCCUCAACAAAAGACAGAGUCGUCGAGGGAAAGUGGUGAGAAAUCGGAAUGGCAUAAGAAAAAAAAGGGCGGCAAGGCGAAAGGAACGUUAGAGACCAGUGUGGAGAUUAGGAAUCGCAUGAUCGGAAUGUCCGAGGCCGGAUUAUCCACUCUGUCCAUCGCGCUGGCAAUCGAUAGAUCGGAACGUACUGUUAAAAGAUGGUUAGAACGUUGGCAUAAGGAAGGCAAUGUGCAAACGAAGGAGCGAAAGGGCCGACGUCGAAUUACUACCAAGGAACAGGACGAUGCUAUCGUCGCGAUGGCGACUCAACACCCGCUCACCGCGGCUAAAUACGUAGCACCCGCGCUGGGUCUAAAGUGCAGCGUGGAUACAAUUAGAGAGAGGCUUCAUAAGGCUGGAAUACAUAGCUGGAAGUUAGGCAAAAAGCAAGGAGAAGGAAAUGCAGUCCAUACAGUUCAUUUAUGGCAGCCGAGUGGCAAUCGUCCUAAUAAGCCGAAAAUGGCAGGUGAGAAGAGAAAGAAAUCCGGCAAUAAGAAGCGCGAUCCGACAAUGAACAUUCAGAAACGCAUCGCGCGAAAGAAAAAGAACGACGAACCAGCGCCGCUAAAAGCAACUCCACCUCCGACGAAUAUGAUGCCGGAACAGUCCGCAUUGCCGUUCCAUAAUCCAGGAACUAUGGCGAAUUACGCUUCAGCCUCUAAUAUAAUGCAACCAGUGCAUAAUAUCGCCGUACCACCACCCGCACUUCCACAACCGCAACCACCUCCUCCACCGGCGCCACAGUCGAUGCAACCAAUGGGUCCGUUAAUGCAACAGAGGCCGGACUGCAGACUAGCGCCGAUAAUUCCGCCCGUAUCGGGCCCGGGCAAUCCCGGCAUCGCCUAUCCGUCAUGCAUGAUCGGUGGGAACAGUCACACGGGUCACAUGGAGCAAACGGACCCUCUAAAUUAUGAGCCAUACAUUUGGAGUUUUAAUAUCGACACGACAAUCUAAAUCGCGCGUGUAGAACUGAAUGGAAAGGGAGUUUAACUGUAUUAGAUAAACUUCCGCGCAUUUACCAGGAUUUCGUACAAAUUUUAUUUGUAUACAAAAAAUUCUACAGUCGGAAACGUUAUAGGACAGUAAUUUUAGUUUAUGUAAGAAAAGUAAGACUCAAUGGAUUCAACAAAUUUAUAACUUAUCAGGACUAAUGAAUCACAGGCUAAUUGUUCGUGAAAAUAUUAUAUCUUACUUGUAAUCGAUAUAGUAACACAUUUCGAUCUGUAUUAGGUUAUCCCAAUUUCUGUGGCUUCUGUAUUUCAGUGCAUACGAUUUUUGUUUUUAAUGCGUUAAUUGUAACACUUUUACUGAAAAUAAUUUAAUACAGGUUGGAACGUUUGUUAUAUCGGUUAUAAGUAUAUAAUACUUUCAGCACGGACAAUCAACCUGAUUCAUUAGCCCUGAUAAACUAUAAAUUUUACGUUACGACUUUUGUGUACAAUUUAACUUAUUAAAAUUGCAAUUGAAAAAUAUAUUUAUAUAUGUGCAAGAAAAAAACGCGGCAACUUUAUCGUUAUAUCUGAGAAAAAUUAUAACUUUAAAGACUUACGGUGCACGCAGCGUUUAGUCAUAAUUAGCUAUAAUUGAUUAGACCAGCAAAUCAACGUGAAGACUACAGCAUGUAAAUAUAGAGUCGUAAAUAUAGAGUAGCGGAGACGUAUAUCAUCUUUAUUUUGCUAUGAUAUAUCAUCUCUUUAAAUAUCGUAUAAAGUCGCAAUUACAAUUUAUAUUGUAUAUUAAAAAUUGAUUUUCAUACAACACGACGAGAUUUCUUUAAAUCAAAAUCUAGCAUUUGUGUUGCAUUUAUGUUUUAUGGUUGAAAGGAAACAAAAUUUUUCAAACUUCGGCAAAAAAUAGUAUCAGCUGAUUAAACAUAUAAACUAUUAAUAGCUAUGUGGAACAUAGAGCCCAAAAAACUUUUAGCAAAUUCAGUGAUGGUUCUAUUUUCGAUAUAUAGAUUUUUUUCUCAUGAGAGCAUACUGUAUACAUUCUGUAAUGUGUUUCAUUAUUACAUAUAUGAAUUUGCUUUGAAACUUAUAGUACAAAAAUUGGCAUGCUCCAGUUAGAAAAGAUUAUAGUAAAUCAACUUUAAACAGGCUGCCAAAAUAAUUACAUUUAAACUGCCUUUUCUAUCCUACUCACAUACAAGUACAUCACAUGUAUAUCAUUUUUUUCAAACAAUGAAUGCAGUGUUAUCGUUACACUAUUGUAAGACUGUUAUUGUUUUAUAUACAUCAAUUUUUCUUUUAAACGUAGCACUUUGGCUAAUAAUUAAUGUUUAUAUUGUAAAAAAUGAGUUUUUGUCACAAUGUUCUUAUAAAAUUCUUCUUUUUAAACAAAGUAUUCAUAUAGUUCGUCCAUAUACAAUUACCGGUGGUACAAAUGCGAAGUAGUGCACUAAGUACGCGAAAAGUAUAAGAUAUUGUAGGAAAAUUUUGUCGGAUAUUUUAAAUGUCCAUUUCCACUUUGCAUUGAUAUUGAAAUAGUAGAGUAUUAUGUACUCACAUCCUUAUGAAUGAAUGUAUUGUGUUAUAUUUUACAACAUGUGACAAUAUCAACAAUACAUUGCAGAAUUAAUAUAUUUUCAACCAUAUUUCCAUAAAAAUCCACUUCGUUUUGUAUUUGUUUUGUAAAGGAAAAUAAAGAUAAUUAUAGUA
Molecule: messenger RNA, 5188 nt
Organism: Linepithema humile (Argentine ant)
Lineage: Eukaryota; Metazoa; Arthropoda; Insecta; Hymenoptera; Formicidae
Source: RefSeq, a predicted model, not a curated record